AUGAAACGGUCCUUUACAGACGACACUCGUGCCAACAACAGCAAAAAGCAUUGCUCUCAUUUGAACGAGAACGAAUUCGACGUUCAAUCCCUCCAACAACCAGACCAGCCGCCAUCGCCAACCACCCACAUCGACAUGAGCACCUUCGUCUUGAACUACGUGCGUGACAUUGUGCGAGAUCUCGAUCAGGGACAUCUUGACCAUUGCCUCAGCAAACAACUGGAUCGAGACACUCUUGACAAACUACAGCCUGAGGAAGUAGAAGUUGCCACUACCUUAGACACGGCCCUGAAGAAUAUUGCACAAAAGCAGCUUAUGCUAGAAACCGACAAUCUCAGAUAUCGGAUCGCUAUUCAGCAACAAUAUCAGCUGCUGACAGCAACUCAAUGUGAAUCAUCAGAGGAUCUUACAGCAGCAGCCAAAACGCCAACUGCAACAAGUACAGCACCAGCUGCAGCUACUACUAUCAUCCCAUCAGCAUCAUCAUUAGCAUCAUCAUCAGCAUCCAACGAUCAAGAACAUGAUAUAACAACAACUGAAAUGCCACCGCCAACUCCCACAACAACAACUUCGACUGAAACAAACACAAAGAUUGAAACCACCACAACAACAACCACCACUACUGAAACCAUGGCAACACCUGAACAUGGCAUCUCGACUAUCCGUGAUUCUUCCAUGUUGGAGAAGAUGCAACCACAUAAUCGUAGCCCAAUGCUUUCAAUGCCUACCUCCUCGUCUACUGCUUCACCUACUGGUUACUUUGCUGUAUCUACUGCCACUACUUCUGGAACGCCUCCCAUCGCCACAAAUGCUGCUUCUAUGGUUGCUGGUUCGAUUACGCCAUCACCCUCCAUGACGCCACCUUUUGGUAUCCCACCUACUAGCAAUGUGUAUCCUGUCUUUUUUGGCAACACAAUGUCACCACCGCUCAUGUCUUUCCCUGCCGCUACUGCCAGUACAAGUGCCGACAACAUUGUAUGUCCUGAUUGUGUGGUCCAAGCUGUUAAAGUUGCAUCCUCAGUCUUUGCGGGUGAACUCAAUCAUCGUAUCACAUGUAAUCACGAGCGCUGCACAUCCUCCUCCGGUCCUAUACAUUCAUCGUCACCUAUCAACAUGCUCAAAAAUGCCGUCAAUAGCAUGAUCGAACGCUUACAACACGUUGCUGAUGAGGCCAUGUACGUUGCUCAUGAAACAGCUGUCAAAGGCAAACUCGGUGUACAAGCUCGAUGCGAUCGUGAGAUGAAGGGUGUUUGGCGAGACUUUGUUUUGAACCUCAACAGCAUGACUCGAAGCCAUCUUGAACAAGUGCGUGACAUUGCAGAUGUAUCAACAGCCAUUGCACGUGGUGAUUUAAGCAAAGCCAUGACCGUUCCUGUGAAAGGUGAAACACUCUUGUUAAAAAACACAUUCAACACCAUGGUCAAUCAGCUCAAUCUCUUUGCAUCGGAAGUAUCACGCGUAGCACACGAUGUCGGCACAGAAGGUCGUCUUGGUGCACAAGCCAAAGUUGCCGGUGCUGACGGCAUCUGGAAGGAGCUCACUGAUAAUGUCAAUACCAUGGCCGCCAACCUUACAAACCAAGUCCGUGAUAUUGCUCAAGUAUCCAAAUCAGUGGCUCGUGGCAACCUCACAAAAAAAGUGACCGUGGAAGUGAAGGGCGAAAUGCUUGACUUGAAGAAUACAAUCAAUACUAUGGUGGAUCAGCUUUCUAUUUUUGCAACCGAGGUUACGCGUGUGUCACUUGAAGUUGGCACGGAAGGCAAACUUGGAGGCCAAGCGGUGGUCAAAGAUGUUGCUGGCAUAUGGAAAGAUCUUACGGAUAACGUCAACAUGAUGUCGUUUAAGCUCACUGGACAAGUACGUGAUAUCGCUGCAGUCGCCAAAGCUGUAGCAAAGGGUGAUUUAUCAAAAAAGGUGACGGCCAACGCUCAAGGCGAGGUGCUUGAAUUGAAAAACACCAUGAACAAAAUGGUGGAUCAAUUGACAUUAUUCUCAGCUGAAGUACGGCGUGUGUCAUUGGAAGUGGGUGUCGAAGGCAAACUUGGUGGACAAGCUGUGGUGAAGGAUGUGGGCGGUGCAUGGAAAGAUUUGACCGACAAUGUGAAUACCAUGGCUGCCAACUUGACAACCCAAGUACGAUCCAUUGCACAAGUGACAAAAGCCGUUGCCAAGGGUGAUCUCAGCAAAAAGAUCCACGUUGAAACACGAGGAGAGAUUCUUGAUUUGAAAAACACCGUCAAUGACAUGGUGGAUCAGCUACGAGUAUUUUCAACAGAGGUGACACGUGUAGCCAAAGAAGUUGGUACAGAUGGCAAACUUGGCGGUCAAGCAGUAGUACCCAAUGUUGGUGGCACGUGGAAGGAUCUCACAGACAAUGUCAACACCAUGGCAGCUAAUUUGACAACUCAAGUGCGGUCCAUAGCAAGAGUCACCAAAGCCGUUGCUAAUGGUGAUUUAUCCCAAAAGGCCACUGUCAAUGUUAGUGGUGAGAUUUCCGAUUUGAAGGAUACCGUCAACAACAUGGUGGAUCAGCUACGCGUGUUUUCAUUCGAGGUGACCAGGGUUUCACGUGAGGUUGGCACCGAGGGCAAGCUUGGAGGUGAAGCAGUUGUACCCAAUGUCAGCGGCACUUGGAAAGACCUUACCGAUAAUGUGAAUACCAUGGCUGCCAAUUUGACUACGCAAGUGCGAUCGAUUGCUCAGGUCACCAAAGCUGUCGCCAAAGGUGAUCUGAGCAAAAAGAUUGAGGUGGAAACCCGUGGCGAAAUAUUGGACCUUAAGAAUACGGUCAACAACAUGGUGGAUCAACUCACAGUAUUCGCUGCCGAAGUCACACGUGUUGCGAAGGAAGUGGGCACCGAAGGCAAACUAGGUGGCCAAGCUGUGGUGCCCAAUGUGGAUGGUACUUGGAUGGAUUUGACCGACAAUGUGAAUACCAUGGCUGCCAAUUUGACGGCGCAAGUACGAUCCAUUGCCCAAGUGACUAAAGCCGUUGCUCUUGGUGAUUUAUCCAAAAAGAUCGAGGUUGAAAGUGGCGGUGAAAUUCGAGAGCUCAAGGAUAUUGUCAACAACAUGGUGGAUCAAUUACGUAUCUUUGCAUCUGAAGUCACUCGUGUAUCCAAGGAAGUGGGCACCGAAGGCAAAUUGGGAGGUCAAGCUGUUGUACGUGGUGUAGCUGGUACUUGGUGGGAGCUCACGAAUAAUGUCAACAUCAUGGCGGCCAACCUUACGAGCCAAGUGAGAUCCAUUGCGGAGGUGACUAAAGCUGUUGCAUUGGGAGACUUGUCCAAGAAGAUCGAAGUUGAAAGUGGUGGCGAGAUCUUGGAGCUCAAAGAUAUUGUCAAUGGCAUGGUGGAUCAAUUACGUAUAUUUGCAUCCGAGGUGACUCGUGUAUCCAAGGAAGUUGGCACUGAAGGCAAAUUGGGCGGUCAAGCUGUUGUCAAAGGUGUUGCUGGCACGUGGUAUGAGCUCACCAACAACGUCAAUAUCAUGGCAGCAAAUCUCACCAAUCAAGUACGCUCUAUUGCCGAGGUGACUAAAGCUGUUGCAUUGGGUGAUCUAUCCAAAAAGAUUGAAGUUGAGAGUGGCGGCGAGAUUCUCGAGCUCAAAAACAUCGUCAACAACAUGGUGGAUCAACUACGUAUUUUUGCGUCCGAAGUCACUCGUGUAUCCAAGGAAGUUGGCACUGAAGGCAAAUUGGGUGGUCAAGCUGUUGUUAAAGGCGUCGCUGGUACUUGGUGGGAGCUUACCAAUAACGUCAAUAUCAUGGCAGCCAACCUUACAAGUCAAGUGAGAUCCAUUGCCGAAGUAACCAAGGCUGUUGCAUUGGGAGACUUAUCCAAAAAGAUUGAAGUUGAAAGUGGUGGCGAGAUCUUGGAGCUCAAGAACAUUGUCAAUGACAUGGUGGAUCAACUACGUAUCUUUGCAUCUGAAGUGACACGUGUAUCCAAGGAAGUGGGCACCGAAGGCAAAUUGGGAGGCCAAGCUGUUGUACGUGGUGUAGCUGGUACAUGGCAGGAGCUCACUAGCAAUGUCAAUAUCAUGGCAGCCAACCUGACAAACCAAGUACGCUCUAUUGCCGAGGUGACUAAAGCCGUUGCUCUUGGUGAUUUAUCAAAGAAGAUCGAGGUUGAAAGUGGUGGUGAAAUUCGAGAGCUCAAGGAUAUUGUCAACAACAUGGUGGAUCAAUUACGUAUCUUUGCAUCUGAAGUCACUCGCGUAUCCAAGGAAGUUGGCACUGAAGGCAAAUUGGGCGGCCAAGCUGUCGUCAAAGGUGUUGCUGGUACUUGGUGGGAGCUCACGAAUAAUGUCAACAUCAUGGCAGCCAACCUUACGAGUCAAGUACGCUCUAUUGCUGAAGUCACCAAAGCUGUCGCCUUGGGUGAUUUAUCCAAAAAGAUUGAAGUUGAGAGUGGUGGCGAGAUUCUUGAGCUUAAGGAUAUUGUCAAUGGCAUGGUGGAUCAACUACGUAUCUUCGCAUCUGAGGUCACUCGUGUAUCCAAGGAAGUGGGAACCGAAGGCAAAUUGGGAGGCCAAGCUGUUGUUAAAGGCGUUGCUGGUACUUGGUGGGAGCUCACGAAUAAUGUCAACAUCAUGGCAGCCAACCUUACCAAUCAAGUACGAUCCAUUGCCGAAGUAACAAAAGCCGUUGCAUUGGGAGACUUAUCCAAGAAGAUCGAAGUUGAAAGUGGUGGCGAGAUCUUAGAACUCAAGAACAUUGUCAAUGACAUGGUGGAUCAACUACGUAUCUUUGCAUCUGAAGUGACACGUGUAUCCAAGGAAGUGGGCACUGAAGGAAAACUUGGUGGACAAGCCAUUGUACGAGGUGUGGCGGGCACAUGGAAAGAUUUGACCGACAAUGUGAAUACCAUGGCAGCAAAUUUGACAGCUCAAGUACGAUCUAUUGCCCAAGUGACCAAAGCUGUUGCUCUUGGUGAUUUAUCAAAGAAGAUUGAAGUCGAGAGCGGCGGUGAAAUUCUUGAGCUCAAGGAUAUUGUCAACAACAUGGUGGAUCAACUACGUAUAUUUGCGUCCGAGGUGACCCGUGUAUCCAAGGAAGUUGGCACUGAAGGAAAACUGGGUGGUCAAGCUGUCGUCAAAGGUGUUGCUGGCACAUGGUGGGAGCUCACAAAUAAUGUCAAUAUCAUGGCUGCAAACCUCACCAACCAAGUACGCUCUAUUGCCGAGGUGACUAAAGCCGUUGCUCUUGGUGACUUGUCAAAGAAGAUCGAGGUUGAAAGUGGCGGUGAAAUUCGAGAGCUCAAGGAUAUUGUCAACAACAUGGUGGAUCAAUUACGUAUCUUUGCAUCUGAAGUCACUCGUGUAUCCAAGGAAGUGGGCACUGAAGGCAAAUUGGGCGGCCAAGCAGUGGUGCGUGGUGUCGCUGGUACUUGGUGGGAGCUCACGAAUAAUGUCAACAUUAUGGCGGCCAACCUUACCAAUCAAGUGAGAUCCAUUGCGGAGGUGACUAAAGCUGUUGCAUUGGGAGACUUGUCCAAGAAGAUUGAAGUUGAAAGUGGUGGUGAAAUACUUGAGCUCAAGAACAUUGUUAACAACAUGGUGGAUCAAUUACGGGUGUUUGCAUCCGAAGUGACACGUGUAUCCAAGGAAGUGGGCACCGAAGGCAAACUUGGCGGACAAGCUAUUGUGCAAGGUGUUGCUGGUACAUGGAAGGAUUUGACGGACAAUGUGAAUACCAUGGCAGCCAAUUUGACGGCUCAAGUGCGAUCCAUUGCUCAAGUGACGAAGGCUGUUGCUCUUGGUGACCUAUCCAAAAAGAUUGAAGUUGAGAGUGGUGGUGAAAUCCUUGAGCUCAAGAAUACGGUCAAUGACAUGGUGGAUCAAUUGCGAGUAUUUUCUACCGAAGUGACACGCGUGGCACGUGAAGUCGGCACCGAAGGCAAAUUAGGAGGCCAAGCUCAUGUCCAAGGUGUGGCUGGUACAUGGAAGGACUUGACGGAUAAUGUCAACAUGAUGGCAGGCAAUCUCACAACACAAGUACGAUCCAUUGCUACCGUCACCACUGCCGUUGCCAAAGGUGAUCUUUCGAGGAAGAUUGUUGUUGAAGUGCAAGGUGAGAUCUUGCAGCUAAAGAACACGGUGAACUCUAUGGUGGAUCAACUUCGUGUGUUUGCUGCUGAAGUGACACGUGUGGCACGAGAAGUUGGCACAGAGGGUAAACUCGGUGGCCAAGCAACGAUUAUGGGCGUGGAUGGCACCUGGAAAGACCUUACCGACAAUGUGAACCUCAUGGCAAGCAACCUAACGGAUCAGCUACGCUCUAUUGCAGCAGUUUGUAAAGCUGUGGCUCAAGGUGAUCUAUCCAAAAAGAUUGAAGUUGAAGUACAUGGCGAGAUUGCUGAGCUCAAGGAUACCAUCAACACCAUGGUUGAUCAACUCAAUUCAUUCGCUUUCGAAGUUACACGUGUUGCUCGCGAAGUUGGUACUGAAGGCAAUCUUGGUGUGGAAGCACGCGUCAAAGGUGUGGGUGGUGUAUGGCUUGAAAUCACCAGCAAUGUCAAUACCAUGGCAUCGAAUCUUACAACACAAGUGCGUGCGUUUGCGCAAAUCUCCGCUGCUGCUGCCGAGAAUGACUUUUCUCGCUUGAUCACUGUUGAGGCACAAGGCGAGAUGGAUGCUCUAAAGACCAAGAUCAAUCAAAUGGUUAGCUCUUUACGUGAUGCCAUGCAAAAGCAUCGUCAAGCAAAGGAGACGGCUGAAAUGGCAAAUCGAUCCAAGAGCGAGUUCUUAGCCAACAUGAGUCAUGAAAUCAGAACACCCAUGAAUGGCAUUAUUGGAAUGACAGCCUUGACAUUGGAGACGGAGCUUAACAGACAACAACGAGAAAAUCUCAUGAUUGUAUCAAGCUUGGCCAAUACCCUGUUGACUAUCAUUGAUGAUAUCUUGGAUAUUUCAAAGAUCGAAGCUGGACGUAUGACCAUGGAGACGAUUCCCUUUUCAAUGCGUUCAUCAGUAUUCAGCGUGCUCAAAACAUUGGCUGUCAAGGCGAAUCAAAAGAAGCUUGACUUGAUAUACAAUGUCGAUAAGGGUAUCCCUGAUCAUCUUAUUGGCGAUCCAUUACGUCUAAGACAAGUCAUCACCAACCUUAUUGGCAACGCCGUCAAGUUUACAAACCAAGGCGAAGUGGCAUUGGAGGCGCGUGUCAUUGAUAUGCAAAACAACUUUGCUACAUUGCAAUUCUGUAUCGCUGAUACCGGUAUUGGCAUCCAUUCUGAUAAGCUGCAAAUCAUCUUUGAUACAUUUUGUCAGGCCGAUGGAAGCACAACGCGUGAAUAUGGUGGUACUGGUCUUGGAUUAUCUAUUUGCAAGCAUCUUGUCGAGUUGAUGGGUGGCCAAGUGUGGGUGGAAUCCAAGUAUGGUCGUGGCUCUCAGUUUUACUUUACCAUGAAGCUGCAACUACAUUAUGUGGAAGAAAAGGACGUUAUGGAUAAGAUGGUACGAUUCCGUGGCCGACGUAUUCUAUUUGUCGACAGCCUGCAAGAUUCAAGUGGAUUGGUGAGCAAGAUGGAGAAGCUUGGAUUGGAAGUUUACCGUGUAUGUGAUGUGGUCGAAGCAACCGAAUUGGCCAACAAGUACUCAGCCAGAGCUAAGCACACGCCCUACUUUGAUACCGUGGUUAUCGAUAAGAUGGCUCAAGCAGGCAAAAUUCGAGACAUCAUGCCGUUGCGUUACACGCCAUUGGUGAUUGUUUCACCCGAAGCCCACAUGCUCAACAUGAAACUAUGCAUCGAUUUGGGUAUCACGGGAUACAUCAACUCGCCACAAACACUUGCUGAAUUGAUGGAGGUGUUAUUGCCAGCAUUGGAAAGUCACGUUGCGUUGCCAAGCGACUCAUCAAAGACGGUGCCUCUUCGAAUUCUACUUGCGGAGGACAAUAUGGUGAAUCAAAAACUUGCUCUUCGGAUUCUACAAAAAUUUGGACACAAUGUUACCACGGUCAGCAAUGGCAAAUUUGCUGUGGAAAAGUUCCAAAACGAGCCAUUUGACAUGAUUUUGAUGGACGUGCAGAUGCCAGUGAUGGGAGGCUUUGAAGCUACGCAAAGGAUUCGACAAUUGGAAAAAGAAUCAGGUACGGAUUCUCACAUUCCCAUUAUCGCGUUGACGGCCCAUGCCAUGAUUGGUGACCGAGAAAAGUGUUUGGCGUCAGGGAUGGAUGAAUACGUUACAAAGCCCCUGCGUCUACCAGAGUUGAUUGCUGCAAUCAAGAAAUUCGCUCCUCAAUCGGCUCAUGUUCCCUUGGAUCAGCCUUCAUCCUCAAGCAGCAAAGGCAGUUAUCAUCGCUAA
Molecule: messenger RNA, 8304 nt
Organism: Lichtheimia ornata
Lineage: Eukaryota; Fungi; Mucoromycota; Mucoromycetes; Mucorales; Lichtheimiaceae
Exons: 8
Coding region: 1-8304 (2767 amino acids)
Biological process (GO): phosphorylation; phosphorelay signal transduction system
Cellular component (GO): membrane
Molecular function (GO): phosphorelay sensor kinase activity
Source: RefSeq, a predicted model, not a curated record